AUGGCCUCCAUGGCCUCCAUGGCCGUGUCGCUGGUCGCGCGUGGCAUUUAUAACGAGAACCCGCCAGCCAUGCAGACCAGAACCCAGAUCAAUCCGACCCUCAUGAUGAGCUGGUGGGCUACUAUAUUCUCCUUGGUCAUCAUCGUCGUGCGCCUAUGUGGUCGUUAUAUUCGCGUUGAACGCUUUUUCGCUGAGGACAAAGUCAUGAUGAUCGCCGUCAUCCCCUUGUUGAUUCGCAUGGUCCUCGUACAUUUCGUUCUCGUCUUGGGGACCAACAAUACCACCACUACAGGCUUGACAGAGAUGGAGAUAUCGAAUCGAGAGCUGGGCAGUAAGCUGGUUCUUGCUGCGCGUAUCUUCUACGCCAUCUUUAUCUGGACAACCAAAGUGACCGUAUAUGAAUUCCUAAAGCGAGUCACAGGCCUUGCCUGGCGUCAAUCGACAUCUUUCUUCCUCCGCUUCAUCUCCUACUUCCUCUUCUCAACCCUAAUAGCCGUGGUCAUCGCAACGCUAGCGGAAUGCCAACCCUUCUACCACUACUGGCAGGUCGUCCCAGACCCAGGCCCAACCUGCCGCACCGGCUACGUCAACCUAAUAACAAUGGGUACCUGCGACGUGAUAACCGACCUCCUCCUCGUGGCCAUCCCAAUCCCCAUAAUCCUCAUGGCGCAAAUGCCCCUAAAGCGCAGACUCACCCUAUCAACCCUCUUCUGCCUAUCUCUGAUCCUGGUCGCCAUAACCUCCUACCGCGUCCCCUCCGUAAUCCAACACAAUGGCUCCCAACCAUACCGCUCCCUCCUCGCCUCCUUUGAAAUCCUCGCCGCAACAGCAGUCUCAAACGUCCUAGUAAUAGGCUCCUUCGUCCGAGACCGCGGCGUCAAGAAACUAAAAUACAAGCGCGCCCAAGGCUCAGCAUCCGUCUCAGAAAGCAUGGAUAAAUCAUUCGUCCGCAGAAACACCGUCAUGCAAAACCAAUGGGGCUCAGACUCAGAACUAGCAACCGGUCUAUGCAUCCGUCUAGAUCCAGAUAUCCACACUAUCCCAGACACAUCAGACGCAACACGUCUACCAACACCAGCACCAAUCGCCCCACCAGCAAACGUGCCACUAGCAGUCGCUCGCACAGGAACCCUCGAUCCAACAUGGUCGUUCGCAACAACACGUCGCUCAGACGACGACCACGCCUCGGCGACAGAUAGUCUUGAGCGCAAAGUCUCGCCGCACGAGUACCUGCCCACAAACCAGUCCCCGCGCGACAUCUCAUCUUCAUCAGAGCCAUCCCGCCGCCUAUCCUUCUCAGAUGUCGGCGGUUUAUUGACAAGAGCACUGCCCGAGUCUGGUUCGGACCAUGUGCGCGCCCAGACUACCCUGUCCUCGCCGGUUGAAAGCCCGCAGCGCCGCCGAGGCGGCGGGAGUAGGGCUUUUUUGGAGGAUUUGGGGAUUUUUACACCACGCACUGCUGUUGGGUAUGGCCUUCGGCCGCCGCUUUCUGGUCCUGCAGAAUUGCCGUUUCCUGCUGCGGCUUUUGGGAAUCGAAUUUUUUCGAUGUCUGGUUCUUCGGAUGUGACGCUCGAUACUGAUGUUGAGCUUCAUGAUGUUGGUGGGUUGUUAUCGCGACAUGUGCAUUAA
Messenger RNA from Penicillium samsonianum, 1629 nucleotides. RefSeq names its product putative integral membrane protein Pth11-like. NCBI's taxonomy places the organism in Eukaryota, Fungi, Ascomycota, Eurotiomycetes, Eurotiales, Aspergillaceae. The transcript has 2 exons. The coding region runs from base 1 to 1629 and encodes 542 amino acids. The record is from RefSeq and is a predicted model, not a curated record.